AAUUUAUUUCGCGAUGAUUGAUGAAAAAUUCAUUUACACUCAGUACACUACAGCUUAACCAGCCCUUUAUUAAAGUCCUAAAUAAACUAAGGGUUAUAUAUUUUGCAUCUUAAUUGUGUGUACUGUUUUAGAAUGUCUAUGAAUAGUAAAGAUACUAAUCAUAGUCAAAUUAAAGAAAAUAUGCCUGGAAAUAGAGGGCAAACUAAUGAAAGUAACCAUACUAACAAUACAGGUAACGAAGAAUUAACAAAAGCAGAGAAAUUAAGAAGGCGACGUGAACAAUUAGCACAAUGGAAAGAAAAGAAAGAACAAGAGAAAACUGAUUCUAAUUCCAAUUCGAAUUCGAAUUCGAAUAAAUCAUCUAAAUUAGAGGAGUGGAAGAGAAGGAAAGCUUUAGAAAAUGAAAAACUUAAUGCAACUUCUAAGGCUAAACAGUCAAGUCCUCAAUCUCACUUAAAGAUCUCAGGAAUAAAAAAACUUAAGCCUAAAUCAGUAGCGACAAUAACAACUUCUAAUAUUAAGAGAUCAGUAUUAGAUGAUGAUGAAAUUGAAGAUAUUCAACCUAAAUUCAAAAAGCCAAAUUUGGAUAUUGAUCUACAAUCUAUUAAUUACAAUAAUAAUAUUAAUGGUAAUUCUAAAGAUAAUGAUGAGCCCGAUGAAUUAGAUCAAUUUAUAAAGCUGCUUGACAAAAAGAAUGAUGAAACACAAUUAGUGCGAACUACUAGUGAGACACAAGAGAAUGAUAAUGUAAGUGAGAAGGAAGAGGAAGAAGAUGAUGAAGAGAAUGAUGAUGAAUUACAACAGAAGUUAUUAUCGGCCAAAUUAUUAAAGUUACAGAAUAAAGAAAAAGCAUUGGAAGCAGUAGAUUAUUCUAAUCAAGAGUUUUCAUUUAUUAGAAAGAAUUUUUAUACGGAACCAUAUGAAUUAAAACAAUUAAGUAUUGAAGAUGUUGAAGCACUCCGAUUUGAAUUGGAUGGAAUUAGAGUCCAUGGAUUAAAUAUCCCUAAACCAAUAACUAAAUGGUCUCAUUUAUCACUUCCUUCAGUUUAUAAUGAAAUUAUUACUAAUAAAUUACAUUAUACUACUCCAACAUCUAUUCAAUCUCAAGCUCUUCCAACAAUUAUGUCUGGUCGUGAUUUAAUAGGUGUUGCUAAAACAGGUUCAGGUAAGACUUUAUCAUUUGUAUUACCAAUGUUAAGACAUAUUCAAGAUCAAGAUCCAUUAUCCAAAGAUGAUGGACCUAUUGGUUUAGUUUUAACUCCUACAAGAGAACUUGCCUUACAAAUUUAUAAAGAAUUACAGAAUUUUGUUAAAAGGCUUGAACUUAAAGUUAGUUGUUGUUAUGGUGGAUCUCCAAUAGAAAAUCAAAUAGCAGAUCUAAAGAAAGGUGUCGAAAUAAUUGUAGGUACUCCAGGUCGAGUUAUUGAUUUAUUGGCUGCUAAUGGUGGACGAGUAACUAAUCUUCGUAGAGUAACUUAUUUGGUUCUUGAUGAAGCAGAUCGUAUGUUUGAUAUGGGGUUUGAACCUCAAGUAUCAAAGAUUUUCACCCAGAUUCGACCUGAUAGACAAACAGUAUUAUUUUCAGCUACAUUUCCAAGGAAAAUGGAAUUGUUAGCUAAGAAAAUAUUAAAUAAUCCAAUAGAAAUCAUUGUGGGUGGUAUUAGUGUUGUAGCUCUGGAAGUUAAACAGUUAGUUGAAUUAUUUGAAGGUGACGAAAAUGAAAUUAACGAAAAUAAAUUUAUUAAAUUAACAGAAGAAUUAAAAAAAUUCCAAUCCCUGGAUCCUCAAGGUAAAGUAUUAAUAUUUGUAGAAAAACAAUCAUUUGCAGAUGACUUAUUGGUCCGUUUAUUAUCAGAAAAUUUUCCAUGUUUAACUAUUCAUGGAGGUAAGGAUCAAUUAGAUAGAAAGCAUGCCAUCAAAGAUUUUUCUUCUAAAACUAGUGGACUCAAUAUAUUAAUUGCUACAUCUAUUGCAGCACGAGGAUUAGAUGUCAAAGGAUUAAAUCUUGUUAUAAAUUAUGAUGCACCAAAUCAUAUAGAAGAUUAUGUACAUAGAGUUGGUAGAACUGGUAGAGCUGGUGCUAAAGGUACAGCUUUAACAUUUGUAUCAUCUAAUCAAGAGAGAUGUAUAACAGAUUUAGUUAAAGCUAUGAGAUUAAGUAAAGUACCUGAUAGUGAUAUUCCUACCAAAUUAAUUGAAAUAAGUGAUACAUUCUUAGCCAAUGUUAAAAGGGGUAAAGCCAAAUAUCAUUUUGGUUUUGGAGGAAGAGGAUUAGAUAAUUUACAACAGAUUCGUGAAAGUAAUCUUGCUAUUCAAAGGAAAGAAUUUAAUAUUGAAGAACCUGAAGAAAAUCGUAAAGAAAAUGAACUUUCCAUGGAAGGAACUCCAACUCCAGAAUCGAAAAUCCACGAUAGUAAAUUACCUGAUUUUACUAUUAUUGAAGGUGGAGCACCAGAAACUGCUGGACCCGAUAGAGGUAAUUUCCAUUCUCGAAUUACAAUUAAUGAUUUACCUCAAAAGGCUAGAUUAACAGUACUUAAUAGAGAUAGUUUAUCCAAAAUUAUUGAAACUACAUCGGCUGCAAUUACUAAUAAAGGUCAAUAUUAUCCUCCUGGUACAAAAAUACCAACCCCUACAAUUAAAAAGGGUAAAGAAAUCUCGGCACCACCUAAACUUUAUUUAUUGGUAGAAGGUUUGACUGAACAAUCUGUUCAUGAAGCAAAUAGAUUAUUAAGAUCAAAAAUGAUUGAAGGUUUAGAACUUGCAGCUAAAGAUGAAAAUAUGGCACCUAUUGGUAAAUACAAGGUGUAACGGAAAAAUUCAUCAGGUAUAUAUUUUUCCCCACAAAAGAUUUUUUUGACUGCGCUAAACACAGGCUAAGUUUUGAAACCUCGGUUGGCGAGAAGU
This is a messenger RNA of Scheffersomyces amazonensis, 2907 nucleotides long. RefSeq names its product DEAD-box RNA helicase (gene PRP5). Lineage: Eukaryota; Fungi; Ascomycota; Pichiomycetes; Serinales; Debaryomycetaceae. The record is from RefSeq and is a predicted model, not a curated record. Gene Ontology annotation, molecular function: RNA helicase activity; ATP binding; RNA binding. Bases 133 to 2811 code for a protein of 892 amino acids. The transcript has a single exon.